AUGGCUACCAUUGGUAUGACUAGCACUGCUAGCCGUAAGUUCAACUGGGCUGAUGAUGACGAAGACGACUUCGACCUCGACACCUGGAAGGCGUCUGCAGACACUUCUGCGCCCAAGGCCGAGGAAAUGGGCCCGCUACACUUUUCCGACUCCUCGUCCGACCUCUCCUCUUCUGACUUCUCCUCUUCCGACGACGACGAAACUGACAACGAAGAAGAACAAGAGAAAGUUGAGAUGCCCCAAUCCACAUUGUACUCCCGUUUCCCUAUCCUCUUCUAUGACCUUCCCACCCAACUCGCCCACGCACACUCCAAACUCGUGUGCAACGCAGUGGGCCCGUAUAUGGAUGGCAAAGAAGACUGUGAUCCACCUGCAUAUCCCGAACUCAACUACGACCACACGUGCAAGCGCCGCUACAGCUAUGCACACGAAUUCCAAGAGGAGCGGUUGUUGUGGCAUCGCGAUCUGGCAACUGUAUACCGUGAGUCGCACCUUGUCAUCGCCACUCACAUUGACGAUGCUGAAACCAUUGAUGAGUCUGUCUCCAUGAAGAUUAAGUCUCACAAUGGAGAAGAACUGGAUGAGUGGGAAACUAUUCAGAUCCAGAUGUUCGAGGCGGAAGAGGAAAAGGAGGAGAAGGAUGUGCAGAUCAAGGUGCAGCGCAUGAUGGAUGAGCAGACAAAGGAUCCGGAUAGCGUCUUUCGAGGUCGCUCCAAGGAAGACCUUGAAGAGUUCUACAGGGGCUGGAAAGCUCAACAGGCUAAGCUGACGAAGCAGGCUGUGGAUGACGAAGCAGACGAGGAUAACUCGGAUGACUCCUCAGUCCAAUCGUGGGAGAAUAGCGAUGAGGAAAACGACCUAUCCGAAACAAUCCUUGCUGUGGAAGAAGAUAGCUACCACCAUUCCUACACUACGACCCCAAGUAACUUGGACGAGGAAAAAGAGAACAUCCUCUCCAUCACCCCCCCAAUGAGUCGCGUGGGAAGCAUCACCACCUCCACCUAUACCGAUGACAACGAAGAUGAUGUGGAACUCAACUUCAAUGAGGUCAUCUUUGGCACCGAAGACGAACCUGUUCACGAAGAUGAGCUAAUUGCCGAGGAUGCAGCAUCCUGCCACUCUUCUGAUUCGGCCAACUCUUGGACUACAGAUGAGGGCUACUCUUCGCCUGGAAACCACGACCUCACCUCCGGAAACACUGCUUCGAAGGUAGAGUCAUUCAUGGCCAUCUUCCAGCCCCGUUUCAGUGAUUCCUCGGCCCGGCGCAAGACACAAGCGUGUAGCGGUUCUAUGAACGCCAUCCGUGUCUUUAAGGACACGGUACAGAACAGUGAUGUAGUCGAGGAGGCUUUCAAGUCCGACUCCGAGUCCGAAGAGAACGAGGUCGAAGCCGCUACCUCACCGGCACGACAGCCUCUUGCUGCCAAAGAUGCCAUGGUUCCAAACACCACCUCUGAGUCGUCCUCUUCUCCACCUGCAGAUGAAGGCAAAGCGAGAGAAGUACAAGACACCACAUUCCACACCUUGAGAGGUGUCCCCGCUGUCGACUUUAGCUUGCCGGACAUUGUCUUCACCACCACUGAAGGGCCACAUGAAGCCCUAUUCACUCUUCCAUCAUCAUCCUCGCUGCCGACACACCACAUCGGCACCCCAAGCAGCAUUAAGAGCACCUCUUCACCGCCUACCGAAACCACCCCACUGCUGUCGUCCCCUCAGCCCUCUUCAAUAUCAUCAUCCUCAUCAUCUUCCAAGAUACUACCCUACAUCAUGGGUGCACUCUCUACCGCCUCACUCUUCAUCUCCAAAAUCCCCUGGUUAAAGAUUGCCCUCUCAGCUGCUGGCUUCCUUCUUGGUGUAGCACAGGGUGCGGCAUCAUUAGUGCGCCGGUAG
This is a messenger RNA of Pyrenophora tritici-repentis Pt-1C-BFP, 1890 nucleotides long. The record is from RefSeq and is a predicted model, not a curated record. NCBI's taxonomy places the organism in Eukaryota, Fungi, Ascomycota, Dothideomycetes, Pleosporales, Pleosporaceae.